CCAGCAAGUGGAGCCUUUUGCUUUUUGAGCGUACAGAUAUAGCUUUUGUGAUUUUUUAACAACUCUUUGCUUUCUAUGAGUAUUAAGAAUAAGAAUGUGGAAAUUUCAUUGAUAAUAGAACAGCAAUACUAGAGGUCGACUAUUCCAGAAGAAAUAAGUUUGACAGAGAAGAAAAUUAAGAGAAACUCAUGGACAAGGACUUGCCCUCUUGCUCCGUGACACCAGUUUCCAGAUGUGAAAACCAUUUUGUAAGGAAAGAGGAAGACAGAAAUAAAGAAAUGGAUAGAUUAGACUCAAUUUUCCAGUUGUCUGACUUGACACUUAAAAUUGGCAACAGAAAACUUUAUGUUACGCAGGAAGAAUUUAAGCAGAUAUCAGUGGUUUUUGAGAAAAUGCUAACCAGUGAUUUUCAAGAGAAGAAAAAGAAUGAAAUAAUUUUUACUGGAAAGGAUUAUAAAAGUUUUGUCAUGUUCAUACGUGUAGCUCAUCCAGGGAUCCAGGAUCCAUUUGAGGAGGACACAAUACACCAGAUUUUGCCACUGAUUGAUGAAUACUUAGCAGAAGAUGCCAGAAUAAGGGCUGAUUGGUAUCUCACAAAGUUGGUCAAGAAGAAAAAUGACUCUAUUACUUCACCGCAAAUAGUCCAAAACAUUAUAGAAGCAGAAAAGUACAAGUUACCUAAAUAUCUCAGUGCUUGUAUGAAUGUUGCAUGUCGGAAGGUAUUUAACAAGUUAUCACACGAUGCUGACUUUGAACAUAUUUCACUGGAAACUAGAUUCAAGAUCAGCUUACAUCGAUGGAAACUUACAGAUGAAUGCUAUGAUCAGGCAACCAAAGCAUACAGCAUGAAUCAGACAACAAAACAACUUGGAGAAGCUGUUUAUAAUAUGAUAAAAAAUAAUUAAAAUUUGUCAUAUCCAUAUCACAAAAAUCUUUUACUAUGAUUUAUAUGGUAUGAGAAUAUCCCAAACAUUUUAAACUAGAGGCUCUAAAGAGCCUGUGUCGCUCACCUAGGUCUAUGAGCAUCAACAAUGGACUCUCUCCAACAUUGUGGACUAGAAUAGAAUUCA
Messenger RNA from Mytilus californianus (California mussel), 1070 nucleotides. RefSeq lists its product as uncharacterized. Gene Ontology annotation, molecular function: protein binding. The record is from RefSeq and is a predicted model, not a curated record. The transcript has 3 exons. Lineage: Eukaryota; Metazoa; Mollusca; Bivalvia; Mytilida; Mytilidae. The coding region runs from base 189 to 905 and encodes 238 amino acids.